Molecule: messenger RNA, 5901 nt
Organism: Gorilla gorilla gorilla (western lowland gorilla)
Lineage: Eukaryota; Metazoa; Chordata; Mammalia; Primates; Hominidae
Gene: PLEKHA2
Product: pleckstrin homology domain containing A2
Exons: 13
Coding region: 514-1791 (425 amino acids)
Source: RefSeq, a predicted model, not a curated record
ACCUGCCAGGCGCGGACCGCGGGCGGCCUCGGGCGCAGCCUCCGGGCGCCCCGCCCCCGCCUCCUCCGCGCGGCCCCGGCGCCCGGCCGCACCCCCUCCCAGCCCGCGGCGCCCCGGCACCCCUCUCCCUCCCCGGCGGGCUCCGCGGAGCAUUGUACUCACAUCCGGGGCUGGGUUUUGCUUUAAUGCGAAACGUAAUUAACCCGGAAAAAAGAGCCGAGGGACGGGAGAGAAGGAGGGGGCACUGCGGGAGACCAGAGCGAGGGGAGCGAGAGGCGCGGAGAGUUUGGCAGGCAGACCCAGAAAUUCCUGGAGCGCGGCGGACCCGGCGGCCGGAGGGGCGACCCCGCCCGAUGUAACGCGCCCCGCCCGAGCCCCGGCCCCUGCACGGGGGGCAGCGAAACUUCUCUGCGGGUUCUGGCGCUGGGGCACCGACCCCGCAACGACUGCCCGGGCUGCGGGAGGGGAGGAGAGCAGAGAACGUCCCCAGGGUGAUGUGAGCAGAGCCCAGGAAUGCCUUAUGUGGAUCGGCAGAACCGAAUCUGUGGGUUUCUGGACAUCGAGGAGCAUGAGAACAGCGGCAAGUUUCUGCGGAGGUACUUCAUUCUGGACACCCAGGCUAACUGCCUCCUCUGGUAUAUGGACAACCCCCAGAAUCUGGCAAUGGGGGCAGGAGCUGUUGGAGCUUUGCAGCUGACCUACAUCUCGAAGGUGAGCAUAGCUACCCCAAAACAGAAACCAAAAACUCCGUUUUGCUUUGUUAUCAAUGCCCUGUCUCAGAGAUAUUUCCUUCAAGCCAAUGAUCAGAAAGAUAUGAAGGACUGGGUCGAAGCCCUGAACCAAGCCAGCAAGAUCACCGUUCCCAAAGGUGGGGGCCUACCCAUGACCACUGAAGUUCUCAAGAGCUUAGCAGCUCCUCCAGCCCUGGAGAAGAAGCCACAGGUGGCCUACAAGACGGAGAUCAUUGGAGGGGUGGUGGUCCACACACCCAUCAGCCAGAACGGUGGGGAUGGGCAGGAAGGGAGUGAGCCCGGGUCCCACACCAUCCUUCGAAGGUCUCAGAGUUACAUCCCCACGUCAGGCUGCCGUGCUUCCACCGGGCCUCCCCUCAUUAAGAGUGGUUACUGCGUGAAGCAAGGGAAUGUGCGGAAGAGCUGGAAACGUCGCUUCUUUGCACUUGAUGACUUUACCAUCUGCUACUUCAAGUGUGAGCAGGACCGAGAACCACUGCGCACUAUAUUUCUUAAGGAUGUUCUCAAGACCCAUGAAUGUCUGGUCAAGUCUGGUGAUCUCUUAAUGAGGGACAACCUGUUUGAAAUAAUAACAAGCUCCAGGACCUUCUACGUACAGGCAGACAGUCCAGAAGACAUGCACAGCUGGAUUAAGGAGAUUGGCGCAGCUGUCCAGGCCCUCAAGUGCCACCCCAGAGAAAUGUCCUUUUCUAGAUCCAUUUCUUUGACCCGACCUGGAAGCUCCAGCCUUUCAAGUGGGCCCAACUCUAUCCUGUGCAGGGGGCGGCCACCUUUGGAGGAAAAGAAAGCCCUCUGCAAAGCCCCCUCUGUGGCCUCCUCCUGGCAGCCCUGGACACCUGUCCCCCAGGCUGGGGAGAAGCUGCUUCCACCUGGAGAGACUUCAGAGGACUCUUUGUUCACACCUCGUCCUGGGGAGGGCAGCGCUCCUGGGGUGCUGCCCAGCUCCCGGAUAAGGCACAGAUCGGAGCCCCAGCACCCCAAGGAGAAGCCGUUUAUGUUCAACCUUGAUGAUGAAAACAUACGGACCUCUGAUGUGUGAUGGAGCACAGUGCCGUGGGAGGGAGGGAGGACUUGAGAGAAGGAGGCUGUGACUCAGUUUCUCUACCUUGUUGGAGGGUAGUCAGAGGCCUUUAUGUCACUCAUAUUUCUGUGGAUGCUCUUUGGGAGGGAGGGGCCCAUCCAGCUGGCUGUGUGUGUGUGUGUGUGUGUGUGUGUGUGUGUGUAAUAUCAACGCAGUGUAUUUAAUUUGGGGAAGUCACUAGGUUAGAACUGUAGGCAUACUCAGUGGAGAGGAAGCUACCUAUUCUAUUCUAACUAUUCUGAGGUCUUCCUGGAGAGGGAUUAUUUUAGCAGCUCCUCUCCAGAGGGGGCUGGAAGUCCGGUUUCACCAAUGACCAAGUUUUAUUUCCUUGUCCUUGUUUUAGUUUUUUCAUUUUGUUUUCAGUUUAGGUGCCUCGCAGCUCUUUUGGAAUGGGCCAGCAUUAGUCUAAUUUUAAGCGCUAUGUGUUUUGUACCCUUGCAAACUUGCUUUCUCUUUCUUCUUGCUGUUGCCCUUUGAAUGAAGCCUUUCGUGCUUGCAUGAUCAGACCCUGUAAUAGGAUGAGUUUCCAUGUACUUAACAUGAAGAGAUACAAAAAGAAUCUAGAGUGAGAGAUAUAUUUUUAAUGAAAUAGAAGCUUGGCAUAGAAACAUUGAUUUAGACGUUAUGAGUUGCUGGCCAGAGAUUCCUCAGAUAAAAGAGCCUAGAAAAUUGAGUUUUGAGCUGGCAUGGUGGCUCACGCCUGUAAUGCCAGUAGUUUGGGAGGCUGAGGUGGGUGGAUCACCUGAGGUCAGGAGUUCGAGAUCAGCCUGGCCAACAUGGUGAAACCCCGCCUCUACUAAAAAAUAUGCAAAAUUAGCCGGGCGUGGUGGUGCAGGCCUGUAAUCCCAGCUACUCGGAGGCUGAGGCAGGAGAUUCACUUGAACCCAGGAGGUGGAGGUUGCAGUGAGCCAAGAUCGCGCCAUUGCACUCCAGUCAGGGCAACAAGAGUGAAACUCCGUCUCAAAAUAUAAAAGAAAAUUGAGUGUCCCACCCAAAUUUUAGGGCAUACCUCCUUCCAUUUGAUAAGAAGAUGCUAUUUCCAGUGUCCCCGGGAGAAUUCUUCCAUCCAGUUUAUAUGGUGAAUUGCCACCAGCGUUCCCUAAAGGAAGAGAGAACUUAGCUUAUUUCUGUCUGUGACUUUUAUCAGCUAGAUCAGUUAAUUGUAUUUUUAAAUUAAAAAUUAGUAACUAGAGGAAGAGACUAAGAGAACUAUUUUUACCUGAGUAAAUGCUCUCCUCUUCUUGUGUCCAAAUCUAAUGCAGAGGUGAAAACACUUGAUGAGAAAAUCCUUUGUGGCUUGAGGGGAAUCAUGUUUCUUUCAGGACGUGUUGUUUCCCUGAAGUCUGUGUCACACUGAGAACUUUUUCUGACUGCACUGCUUUGGAGCUAUUCAUUUAAAUUGAGUUUGGCCUAGUUGUCCUGGUAUAAAACAGGAAAUCUACAUUGUUCCCUCUUUCUCUCCCUUCCAUCCCUUCCCCUGCCUUUCCUAUACACGCUGGUGUGCUUUUGCCCUCAGAAAUUCUUGGUUUGGGAGUUAUUUAUUUUUGAGUGAUCGAGGUUACGACAUACUUGGAGCGGCAUGAUUUCAAGAAGCCAUUCCAAAUUCUUAUAGCUCCUUAGCUCUGGUUUUACUCUCAUAUUUUCCCCAAGAAAAUUUUUUGGCUAUUCAAAGAAAGCACAAAAUAUGUGAUGUGGAACUAACGAAAAUAGGGACUUUUGAGAUCUCUUUAAAUAUUCCCUGACUCACGGAAAAGAUGUCCUCUUUUGGUGUUUACAUUGUGAAAAUCUACCCAUUUCUCUCUCUCUCUCUCUUUUCUUUUAAAUAAAUUAUAAGGCCGGCGUGGUGGCUCAUGCCUGUAAUCCCAGCACUUUGGGAGGCCGAGGCGGGCGGAUCACGAGGUCAGGAGAUCGAGACCGCGGUGAAACCCCGUCUCUACUAAAAAUACAAAAAAAAAAAAAAUUGGCCGGGCGCAGUGGCAGGCGCCUGUAGUCUCAGCUACUUGGGAGGCUGCGGCAGGAGAAUGGUGUGAACCUGGGAGGCGGAACUUGCAGUGAGCCGAGAUCGCGCCACUGCACUCCAGCCUGGGUGACAGAGCAAGACUCCGUCUCAAAAAAAAAAAAAAAAAAAUUAUCUGAUAGGUUACUAUUGCUAAAUUAAUUGGCCACUAUAAUAAGCUGAUUUGUUUCUUAUUCAGCAAGAUCUCUUUUGAGAAUGUGACAAAUUAAACAUACAUAGAAUCCAUAUAGUAUUAUCCUGAUAAAGGGAAACGAGGACAUUAAGACUGUCAAAUGGAAAUCUUCUUGUCAAUUGGCAAACACUUGGGAAUUCCACGUUAGAGCAUUGCUUGUUUUUAAUUUUUUUUUUUUUAAUUUUUAAAAGACAGGGUCUCACUCUCUUACCCAGGCUAGAGUGCAGUGGUGUGAUCAUAGUUCAUCAUAACUUUGAAUCUCUGGGCUUAAGCAAUCCUCCCAUGUUAGCUUCCCAAGCAGCUAGGACUACAGGGUUGUGCUACCACGCCUGGCUAAUUUUUAAUUUUUUUGUAUGUACAGAGCCUGGCUAUGUUGCCCAGGCUGUCUCAAACUCCUGGCUCAAGUGAUCCUCCUGCCUUGGCCUCCUAAAGUGUUGGGAUUACAGGUGUGAGCCACUGCACCUAGCCAGAACAUUGUUAAUGUAGUUCAAUAUGAGAUAAAUUAUUAUCUUCAAUGAAACAAGCUCUAAAAGCAUUCCAUUCCUAAAUUGUAUUUCAAACUUCCUAUUUUGUUGAUAUUUCUUAACUUCUGGCCAGUUUUAAGCCAUAAUCUUUUAAUGUGAACCAAAGAUGGCACGUAUUUGACCAAAGCAGUUAGUUUUAAAUGUAUAAAAUUGAACCAAAUGGAAAAAAUAGGGUGGGGAUGCAGUAUAGAUUAGUGACUAAGUGCAUAGGCUCUGGAGUAAAUCUGAGUUUUUUUUUUUUUUAAAGGAAUGUACUGCAUUUUCUUUGUGGAAUAAAAGCCUUGCCUGAGUUGUGCUAUUUUCAUAAGGCUUUUGAAGUGGUCUUGACCCACUGUGUGUAACAGUAUUUCAGGUGGUCCUCCCCAUGGCUGAAUAAUGCCAUCCAUUAUUCUUUAAUUUUUAUUUUUAGAAACAGUGUUUCACUCUGUCACCCAGGCUGGAGUGCAGUGGCCUGAUCAUGGCUCACUGCAGCCUGGACCCCCUGGGCUCAAUCCUGCCUCACAGCCUCCCAAAGUACUCAGAUUAUAGGUGUGAGCCACCAUGCCUGGCCACCAUCUAUUACUUUUGAAAGCUUCAAAAGACUUGCUUACUCAAUGUCAGCUGAUGGUUGGUAAAAAUAAUUUGGCCUUUAGUGUUAAGUGAGACAUCAUAAGGGUAUUGAGGCAUACAUUAUGGAGAUUGAUGUCAGGUCAGAAUAUUGGAGUUAUACAUCUAUUUCUGAGUUGAAUACUCAGCUCCCACGAGAAAGAGUUUUAAGGUCCAGCUUCUUAGUCUACUUGAAGCAAAUUUUUUUUCUUUUAUAUUUCUGAAUAUAAAUAUACUCUUAUGUGGGCUAAAAGGACCCCAUGAAUAAAUAGCAGGUUCAGUAGUUGAGGAGUGGAAUUUAGUAGGUUUGUUUUCAGUGUAAAUUAGAUAACAUAUGUGGAGGUCACAGCAUUUUGGAAAUUGAGUGUCCCCAAGUGAGCUUUGUUUAUAAACUUUCGAAAUGUCGGAAGUGGACAGGUUUGUUAAAUCUUGUCUGCCAGCACCCUUUUCUUCCUUUGUUCCUUUUCCUCUCUGUGUUAUUGCCUGCGGCAGUCAGUCCUUCAUACUAGAUAGAGUUCAGAUAAAGCAAACGUUUGGCAAAAACAUACUGUUUGACCUCCUCCCCCUCUGCUUAUGAAGGUGUAGCAUGAUUCUGUGUUUUAAAGCAGUGAUGUUUCAGCUGUGAAAUGCACUCGUUGUAAGCUCUAGGCUGAGUGCAUGGAAACUGUUACGCUUCUCAUUUUAUGUGAUCUCCUAAUUGGUAUGUAGCAAAAAUUUUCUAAAACUGUUUUGUGGCUUGUUUUGUAAUAAAACCAUGUGAAAUACUGAAA